AUGUGUGACAGCGACGACCCCAACGACCAAAGUCGAUCCGGUAUGGAUUUGACUGGUUUUUUGUUUGGAAACAUCGAUGAGACUGGUCAAUUGGAAGAUGAUGAAUUACUUGAUGGUGAUUCUAAGCGUAUGUUAUCUUCUCUUAAUCGCUUGGGACUUGGAUCAAUGUUAUCUGAAGUUCUAGAUCAAGAAGAACCAAUUAAAGAAGAUGUUGAAAACGAUUACAGUGAAAAAAGUCCAUCAGCUGUAGACUUCUUUGAUAUUGAUGAUGUUGCGGAUGAAGAAAAGGGUAUUGAAACAAAUGUAAAUUCUGACAUUAAUGCAGUACCAGAGCAACAUGAAAAUCAAACUUCAUUUAACAAUGAAACUAUUGAGGAAGCUUUAGAUACUAAAAGUGGUUGUCCACAGAAUGAUGGAAAAGAAACAGGUGAGGAAAAUUGGAAAGAUAAUGGUGAUGAAGAACGCAGGAAUAAUGAUGAGGGAUAUGAAGGAGACAUGGAAGGUGAUGGAGAACUUAUGCCACCUCCAUCAACUGUUCCUAAACAAAAGUCAGACAAGCCUAAGAAGUUGGAAACUCCAUUAGCUGCUAUGCUUCCAUCUAAAUAUGCAAAUGUGGAUGUAACUGAAUUAUUUCCUGACUUUAGACCUGAUAAGGUUUUGCUAUUUUCUCGUUUAUUUGGACCGGGUAAAUUAUCGAGUCUCCCUCAAAUAUGGCGCGGUGUAAAGAAACGAAGACGUCGCAAACGUAGCGGCAGUACAAGUAGCGAUACUCCACCACAGCCUUCUGAGCAACAUGAAGUCCAAUAUGCAAGUGAUGAUGAAGAGAAAUUUCUAAAACCAAUGGAAGAAAGUCCUCAAACAUCCCAACAAGAAGCAAACACUCAAUCUGCUGGAGAUAAAUCACAGAGACCAACCCCGGCCCACUGGCGGUUCGGACCAGCUCAGGCUUGGUACGACAUGUUGAAUGUGCCAGAAACUGGAGAUGGAUUUGACUAUGGAUUCAAACUGAAGGCGCCAUCGCCAGAUCGCGAAGAAAAAUCGAAAGAAAAGUCAGUUGUUGAAGGUCCUGUUUCUGAAAAUGAAGCAAAUGAGGACAGUCCAGAUAGUGGAUUUCCGGAUGAUGCUUUUCUUAUGGUUUCACAAUUGCAAUGGGAAGACGAUGUUAUAUGGGAUGGAAGCGAGAUAAAACACAAGGUGCUAGCUCGUUUGAACAGCAAGAGCAACGCAGCGGGCUGGGUGCCCACCUCGGUCAGUCGCACCGCGCAGCAGUUCUCGCACCCGCGGCCCCAGGCCCCUGCACCACUACAGCAAAAACCUCCCACAUCAGCAGCCACAACGCCAAACAACGCGACAUCAGCAGAAGGGGAAGAUAACACUUGGUACAGCAUCUUUCCAGUAGAAAACGAGGAGCUAGUAUACGGGACAUGGGAGGAAGAGGUCAUAUGGGAUGCUGAGAACAUGCCGCAGAUACCAAAACCCAAGAUAUUGACUUUGGAUCCCAAUGAUGAGAAUAUUAUACUUGGUAUACCAGAUGAUGUGGACCCAUCUAAGAUUACUAGAGAAAGAGGACCAGCACCAAAAGUGAAAAUUCCACAUCCACACGUGAAAAAAUCCAAGAUAUUGUUGGGCAAAGCGGGCGUCAUCAACGUGCUGCAGGAGGACGCUCCGCCGCCGCCGCCCAAGUCGCCGGACCGGGAUCCAUUCAAUAUAUCGAAUGAUGUUUACUACCAGCCGAAAUCCCAAAACCCACGUCUAAAAGUGGGCGGCGGUCAGCUCAUACAACACAGCACGCCGGUGGUGGAGCUGCGCGCGCCCUUCAUCCAGACGCACAUGGGCCCGGCGCGGCUGCGCGCCUUCCACCGCCCGGCGCUGCGCAAGCUGGCGUACGGCGCGCUGGCGGCGCCCGGCGCGCACCCCGUGCAGCCGCUGCUGAAGCAUAUUAAGAAGAAGGCUAAGGUAUGUUUGUUGAUUUUAUUGCUAUUGCGGUCUGAUUUUGACUGUUGU
Messenger RNA from Brenthis ino (lesser marbled fritillary), 2004 nucleotides. Lineage: Eukaryota; Metazoa; Arthropoda; Insecta; Lepidoptera; Nymphalidae. The record is from the annotation of a GenBank genome assembly.